GUGUAUAACUUCAUAUCGAACGAAGCAGCAACGGAAUAAGCGAAAGCAAAAUUUCUGAAUUUAUAAAUGGAAAAAGUCUAGGCCUUUUGGCAAAUAAAAGUGAAAAUAUAUUACAAAACACAAAAUUUCUGUAAAUCCGUUGUUAAAUUUAUAACAGAAAGUGCAAUAACGUCUCGCCCAAAAAGUUCACAGUGCAAAAAAAGAAGUAAAAAUUGCUAUACAAGAAAGUGUGAAGAAAUAGACGUGAGAAGUAGAAAAUAACCAACAACCCAGGGUGUAAAAAGUGAAAAUACACAUUUCCAAUUGGAAACAUUUGUGAUUUAUAAAUCUCCGCAUAUCUUUAGAAACGCAUACUAAAACAGCGUAAAAAAUGGGUAAUGAAACCUCUUUGCCCAUGGAGAUGUGCUCCAACUUUGAUGCUGAUGAGAUCAGACGUUUAGGCAAACGUUUCCGCAAACUCGACUUGGAUAAUUCGGGAGCACUGAGCGUAGAUGAAUUCAUGUCCUUGCCGGAAUUACAACAAAAUCCUUUGGUGCAGCGUGUCAUCGAUAUUUUUGAUGCGGACGGUAAUGGCGAAGUCGAUUUCAAAGAGUUCAUACAAGGUGUAUCACAGUUUAGUGUUAAAGGCGACAAACUAUCAAAAUUGCGUUUCGCCUUCCGCAUCUACGACAUGGAUAAUGAUGGUUACAUAUCGAAUGGUGAACUUUUUCAAGUGUUAAAAAUGAUGGUGGGCAAUAAUCUGAAAGACACACAAUUACAGCAAAUUGUUGAUAAAACUAUUUGCUUUGCCGACAAAGAUGAGGAUGGUAAAAUCUCCUUCGACGAAUUUUGCUCCGUGGUCGGUAACACAGAUAUACACAAAAAAAUGGUUGUUGAUGUUUAAGGUCGCUUUCUGAGAACACUAUUAAUGCUACACUUUAUAUAAUACCAAUAUAUUUUAUAUGAAUUUAAACAUUUGUACUUUGAAAACUAUUUUAAAUUGUUCUUAUUAUUAUUUGUUUUGUUAAAUCUCGAAAUAAUUGUACACACAUUUUUUAAGCAAACUAGUAUUUUUUAAAUAGUUAUGUUGAAUACUUUUUUAAAGUUUCUUAAAGAAUAUUAGCGUGUUUAUAUAAAAUGUUUGCGCGCAUAUACCAAACAUUAAGCUUUGUUAACAACAACAAAAACUGUUAAUAAAUAUAGCAAUGAAGGCAUUGAAAAGAGCACCAUAUGCAUA
Molecule: messenger RNA, 1216 nt
Organism: Bactrocera neohumeralis
Lineage: Eukaryota; Metazoa; Arthropoda; Insecta; Diptera; Tephritidae
Product: calcineurin subunit B type 1
Exons: 4
Coding region: 371-883 (170 amino acids)
Molecular function (GO): calcium ion binding; calcium-dependent protein serine/threonine phosphatase regulator activity
Source: RefSeq, a predicted model, not a curated record